Lontra canadensis (Northern American river otter) is the source of this 2522-nucleotide messenger RNA. It is a transcript of the gene CORO2A, whose product is annotated as coronin 2A. Gene Ontology annotation, molecular function: actin filament binding. The transcript has 12 exons. Gene Ontology annotation, biological process: actin filament organization. The record is from RefSeq and is a predicted model, not a curated record. NCBI's taxonomy places the organism in Eukaryota, Metazoa, Chordata, Mammalia, Carnivora, Mustelidae. Bases 177 to 1739 code for a protein of 520 amino acids.
ACGCCCCUUCACACCUGGCUGAACCAGGUAGGCCCAGCCAGUGCAGGAGGAGACAGAAAUGAACCUGGGGCAGUGGCCUGCAGUCCAAGAUUGCAGACAGCAAAAAACGCAGUGGAAGGAAGGAAGCCACGCCCCCAAGGAGGGAGCCUGCACCUGGCCUAAAACGUGCUCUGUAGAUGUCAUGGCAUUCCCAGUACCGGAGCUCCAAGUUUCGCCACGUCUUUGGCAAACCAGCCAGCAAGGAGAACUGCUACGACUCGGUGCCCAUCACCCACAGCGUCCAAGACAAUCAUUUCUGCGCUGUGAACCCCUGUUUCAUUGCAGUCGUGACUGAGUGCUCCUGUGGGGGGGCCUUCUUUGUCAUUCCCUUGAACCAGACGGGAAAAUUGGACCCCCACUACCCAAGGGUCUGCGGGCACGGAGGGAACGUCUUAGACAUCAAGUGGAAUCCUUUUAAUGAUUUUGAGAUCGCCUCCUGUUCUGAAGAUACCACAAUUAAGAUCUGGGACAUCCCCAAGCAGCUGCUGACAAAGAACCUCACAGCCUGCAAGAAGGAGCUAAUGGGCCACACCCGCAGGGUGGGCCUGGUCGAGUGGCAUCCCACGGCUGCCAACAUCCUCUUCAGCUCUGGCUACGACUUCAAGGUGAUGGUCUGGAACCUGGACACAAAGGAGUCUGUAAUCAUGAGCCCCGUGAGGACGAUUACCUGCCACCAAGGUGUGAUCCUCUCCAUGUCCUUCAACACCAAUGGCAGCCUGCUGGCCACCACCUGUAAAGACCGCAAGCUUCGGAUCCUCGACCCCCGGGCCGGGGCUGUCCUCCAGGAAACCAGCUGCACAGGGCACCGGGCCAAUAAGGUGCUGUUUCUGGGGAACCUGAAUAAGCUGCUGUCCACGGGCACAUCCCAGUGGAACAACCGGCAGUUGGCGGUGUGGGACCAGGACAACCUGUCCCAGCCUCUCUUCGAGAUGGACCUGGAUGGCUCCUCGGGCGUGCUGUUUCCGUUCUAUGAUGCGGACACCAACAUGCUCUAUGUGGUGGGAAAGGGAGAUGGAAACAUCCGCUACUAUGAGGUGAGCGCCGACAAGCCUCACCUGAGCUACCUGACAGAGUACCGCUCCCACAGCCCACAGAAGGGGAUGGGUGUCAUGCCAAAGAGAGGUCUCGACGUCACCUCCUGCGAGAUCUUCCGCUUCUACAAGCUGAUUACAAGCAAAGGCCUCAUUGAACCUAUAUCCAUGAUUGUACCCCGGCGGUCGGAGUCUUACCAAGAGGACAUCUACCCACCUACGGCAGGAGCCCGGCCCUCUCUGACAGCCCAGGAGUGGCUCUGUGGGAUGAAUAAAGGCCCAGUCAUGGUGUCCCUGAGGCCCUGCUCCGAGCUCCUGAGCCCGCAGCCACUGCUCCCAGAGACACCCCCCUCCGUCUCCAUGGCCCCCUCCAAACAAACAGACAAGGUGGUUGUAGAAGAUGGCCGGAGAGCCUUCUCCCAUCUGGAGGAGAAGGUGCCCAGGCAGGGAGCAGCAGAACACAGGCUGAAAGAGAAGACACCUCGGCUUACCAAUGGCUUCGACAUGGAGUGUCCCCCGCCAAAGACAGAGAACGAGCUGCUGCAGAUGUUCUAUCGACAACAGGAGGAGAUCCGAAGGCUCCGCGAGCUGUUGACCCAGCGCGAGGUGCAGGCCAAGCAGUUGGAGCUGGAGGUCCAGAACUCGCGCAUGGGCUCACAGAGGUUCUGAGCAGAGCGCGAUGCCCUCCCCGCCCUCAGGGACACCACUCAGAUCCAUGGGGAGGUCCAGAACCAAACCACAAGUCCCCCAAGAACAACCACUAUUUCUAUAUUUUUUAUCAGAAAACGAAAACUCUCGGUUGCUGGAAGAUUCUAGUGGGAGGGGUGUGGUGCCGUUUUCUACUUGCCUUCUCAAAACAGGUGUCUGAAUUGACUCUUUUUAGACAACAAUUUGCCUUCGGUUUUGUUCUGUGUUUAAGGGUCCAUGGCGAGCUGUCACUUCUCCAGGGAAAGAACACUAUAAAGUUAGAGUUCGAAGGACCCAAGGGGGGAAGCUGCCUGUGAUUUUCAAACUGUCCACAGGGUGGGAGGAAGCCUAAGCAGGAGGGCUGUGCCCCCCACCCCCACCCCGUUCCAACCAGACAGCUCCCCUUCUUUCUGAUUUAUAUAUUGGCUUCCAUGGAAUACAUAGUUCUGUUUCUGAAAAAACAUUGAGAAGUUUGAAAAGCAGUGAUCUGGCCCAAUUCCUCAUUUUACAGGUGGGGAAACUGAGACCCAGAGAGAGAUGAGUGACCAGGAUCCACAGAGGGUUCGUGGAAGGGCUGGGUCAAGCUUCUGGUCUGCUGGGUCUGUCUUUCUGCUGCUCCCGGUCUGAUGCAGCUCUCAGCCUGCAGGUCAGGAAUCUGUUUAUUCUGGGUUCAGCAGUGACCUCUUACAGGUCCUUCCCUCUCUGGUCUCAGUUUUUCCAUCUGAACCUGGGGACCCUGAGGUGUGCUACCCUCUACAGGAUCUG